This is a messenger RNA of Caenorhabditis bovis, 1044 nucleotides long. NCBI's taxonomy places the organism in Eukaryota, Metazoa, Nematoda, Chromadorea, Rhabditida, Rhabditidae. The record is from the annotation of a GenBank genome assembly.
AUGUAUAAAUCAAUUUUCGACGACUCUUUGAAAAACGAUAGCCAGUUUAAUUCCGAAAUUAUCGAGAGAGCCGCAAACUUGACGCCAUCUCUUGAUGCGUACGCAAAAGUGUUGGAAUUCACGGAAAAAGUGAAAGCUGCUCUUCAAAAGGAAAUGGAGAAAAACACUGUUCCAGAUGUGAAAAUCGAGUCCAUUUCUCUCGUUGGUUCAUAUUCCACAGAUACGGUUUUAUGUGGCAAUUUAAAAUCGGAUAUUGUUGUGCAAUUAAGCACCCUACCUUCUUUCGAAACUGUGAACGCUCUUGGCAACAAAGUGGUGGAAAAUGUGAGGAAAGCAAACCCAAAGGACGUCAGCACAUCAGUAGCUCAAGAGUAUGGUUGUUGCAUAAUGACACCAAAUGCGCAAGUCAAAAUUCUCAUCACAAUUUUACCGGAAAACUCAACAAAAUUAGAACCACAACUUCAUCUCAGCGAACAAAUAAUGAUGAAGAACUUCUUCGCAAUUCGUCAUGUUACAUGGUUCAAGACGAUCGAGCAAGGAAUAACUCCGGAGUUUCUUCUAGAACUUAAGGCGCUCAUUCGUGUCAUAAAAGAUGUUCGUAAUCGCUACGAAGAAUUCCGUUCUCUUUCCAUUUGGGCAUUACAGUAUCUGGCAUAUUAUGCGAUUUCAAACGGGCCUAAUCGGGAGAGAAUCUCACUCGGCGCUGCAUUUCGAAGGUUCUUCGAGAUUCUCGCCAGCGGGAUCCUGCUUCCGAAGGCGAUGGUCCUCAAUGAUCCGGCAAGUUCGACCUACAGAAUUGGAUGGGAUAUGAGUUAUAAUGAUAUGGAUUUGGUCUGUAUGACAGCGCAAGUUUUCACACAGAUCUUCGCCACUGGCGACAACGGCUAUCGAGCGAUUCUUGGAACGAAUCCGGACACAACAAAUCUAGAUCUUGCAAAAACGACGAGUACUUGGGGUGACAUCGAGAUCACGCCCCUACAAGCAGCUUUCGAGGAGAAUUGCAUGGAACCCUGUUACAACGACGACGUCAUAGCUCCUCAAUAA